Messenger RNA from Ylistrum balloti, 1779 nucleotides. RefSeq names its product sodium-dependent neutral amino acid transporter B(0)AT1-like. Gene Ontology annotation, biological process: sodium ion transmembrane transport. Bases 1 to 1779 code for a protein of 592 amino acids. The record is from RefSeq and is a predicted model, not a curated record. NCBI's taxonomy places the organism in Eukaryota, Metazoa, Mollusca, Bivalvia, Pectinida, Pectinidae. The transcript has 13 exons. Gene Ontology annotation, cellular component: membrane.
AUGACGGACACAGUUCUAUCGGAACCGGCUAAUACAGGGAGCCGCUGGAAUUUAUUACAGUUCUCACUAGUAUGUUGUUUUACGGUCGGGAUACAUGGCACGACUAGUCUCCCCCACUUCUCCUUUAUUCACACAGAGGUAUUCCUGAUUGCCUACUACGUAUUGUUGAUCCUGAUAUGUAUACCCGUCUGCUACGUACAAAUCAAAUUAGGCGCCAUCUAUCGGCGGGGCAUUGUGGGUAUCUUCAGCCAUCUUGUCCCGAUUCUCAAAGGUUCAGCAGUGGCCAUAUUAUUGAUGACGUAUAUCCGGUCCCUCGUGAACGGCCUUGAACUCAGCUAUACCCUUUAUUACAUGUUUGCGGCGUUCAAGAACGAUUCUCUGGGUGUACGAGACGACAAUCCAAACUACGCAUCGAUACUCUUUCAUGAACGGUUUCUGCAACGUUCCCAACAUAUUGGCCAGGGUGGUCACGUGGUCUGGUAUAUCGCCCUCUGUCUCUUGGCUACAUGGACGGUUACGUAUCUUAUGACAUUCAAAGGAUUCCAGGGACUGGGAAAGAUUGUUUAUGGACUGAUUCCCGUGGGUCUCGUCUUAGCCUUUGUCGUUUUCAUGUAUGCAUUCAUCGCCGGGCCGCAUCAAUUAGACAUCCCACGGGAGUUUCGUCAUUAUCGCGUGAUCCCAUCAAAAGUUAACACAAGUGACGUCAUAGUGGAAGAGGAUCCCAGUGAGACAAGAACUUUGUCAGAUCUAGCUCAUCCAAAGCCGUGGGUAAGCGCCCUUCUGAUACACAUGAGUAGUGUGGGGUUGUGGGCCGGGAUCCUACCGUCCCUGGGAGCGCAGUUGUACAACAGCAAGAAGAUCAUCAACGCAUCGUGGAUCAUUUUGUUGGCAAUCUACGGUACACUUCCGGUCCUUGUCAUGUUGGCGUUUGAUCAGUUUUUCCAAGCAGCCAGUAACUCUGGCUUCAUAGCAGUGGCCAAUGGAGUCAAACCAGGGCUUUCACAUCUGUUGGUGGGGAUGUACGCCAAGUUGCGCCACCUACCGUUCGUUGCAUUUAGCGUAUAUCUGAUCUCCUUCCUUUUCGGAGUGGUCCACCAGGCGGUACAUUUAGUAACGAUCUGGGAAACUCUCCUGCCCGUCAUUCCACUUCCGGUUAUGAGGAUCGUUAGACGACGGGAGUGUCUCGUUGCCAUCGCUUGUGUUGUCUCCAUGCUUAUAAGUCUACCGUUCGCGUCACAGGCCGGAAUUUUUAUCUACAUGGUCGUUAACAGCUACGUCGACCGUCUCAUUUUCACCCUUAUUAUCAUCAGCAUGGUGCCGUUCAUCACUGGCUACAUUAAACAGGAGUGCCUGUAUCUGCCAGUAGAGCGCGCCUGUAUGAGUCUGUGGUACGGAUUAUCCUCCCUGGUUCCUUCCGCAAUGCUGAUUUACUACUUCGCGGUGUACGUUUACCCAUUCCCGGUCGUGGGGUAUGACCAGCGGAAAGCUGAAACGGUGGGAUGGUGCAUUGCCGCCGCGCCCAUCAUACUGGGACUCAUCUUCGGGGCAUUACAUGCCGUCUUUAACGAGAAGGGCACGCUACGUCAGCGCUUAAUCCACGCCUUAAAGACAGACAGUUUGCGGACAACAGACAGCACGAAUGAUUAUGACGUUUCGGACACAACAAACACGGGUCUACACCCUUCCAAACCCGCCAGUAAAACAAACACACUCGACAAAACGGAAACGGAAGUGGUGAUGAAAGCCCCAGACAGCAACACGGAUAUCGCCAAGAUAUAA